Molecule: messenger RNA, 264 nt
Organism: Dovyalis caffra
Lineage: Eukaryota; Viridiplantae; Streptophyta; Magnoliopsida; Malpighiales; Salicaceae
Source: the annotation of a GenBank genome assembly
AUGUUUAGUCGAACAACAGCCCCUCGUCGUCUCAAGCCUCAGAAACCAAGCCUUCAGUCAUCAAGCUCAACUUGGAAGGUAGAUCUAACAAUGAUGUUUGCUGGUUCAAUUCCAAAUCCUGAGAUGAUGCAAGAUUUGAACCCAGCUGAUUAUCCAAAACAAGCCAGCCUUGCGGCUGGUGUGGUCGUGGUUUAUUGGUUGGUGGCGGCGUGUAUGGAUUUUGGAGCUAGGGAGAUCCAACGGGUCAAUGGUCGGGAUUUGUAG